Molecule: messenger RNA, 3495 nt
Organism: Misgurnus anguillicaudatus (oriental weatherfish)
Lineage: Eukaryota; Metazoa; Chordata; Actinopteri; Cypriniformes; Cobitidae
Gene: dpep1
Product: dipeptidase 1
Biological process (GO): proteolysis
Molecular function (GO): metallodipeptidase activity
Source: RefSeq, a predicted model, not a curated record
UCACCAGGACGAUCGAUGGCCUGUUGCUCUUACUGUACUGUACAUCUGUACAUAUAGACAGAAAGGAGGAGAGAGAAAUUAUAUAUUUUAGAGAUUAGGGAGAUAUAUAUGAUCAACAUUUACAUUAAAGGAUACAGAACAUAUGAUGACAAUGGAUUUGAUCAGGACUGUGUGUUUGAUGUGCUGUGCUUUUACAGUCAACUCCAUUGCAAAUGAAUUGAAGGAGCGUGCGCUGAGACUGAUGGCUGAAACACCACUAAUAGAUGGGCACAAUGACCUGCCCUGGCAGUUAAGAAACAAGUUUAAUAAUCAGCUCAAGGAAGCGGACCUGUACACACUAAACACCACUCAUACCAACAUCCCAAAAAUCAAAAAUGGACACCUGGCGGCACAGUUCUGGGCUGCUUUUGUCGCCUGUGACACGCAGUAUAAAGAUGCAGUCAGACAGACCCUGGAACAGAUCGAUGUGAUCCACAGGAUGUGCCAGAAAUACCCAGAGGUUUUCACGUUUGCUGCUAGCAGUCAAGAUAUAGAGGAUGCCUUUAAACAUAAUAAAACGGCCUGUUUGAUUGGUGUAGAAGGCGGGCACUCCAUCGACAGCAGUCUGGGCACACUGCGCCUAAUGUACCAGCUGGGCGUGCGAUAUCUCACUCUUACACACAGCUGUAACACACCCUGGGCAGACAACUGGCUGGUGGACACAGAUUCUGAGCCUGUAGUGCAUAAUGGAUUGUCUGAAUUUGGCAAGCAAGUGGUCUUGGAAAUGAAUCGUAUUGGAAUGUUGGUGGAUCUGGCUCACGUAUCUGAAAAGGUGAUGAAGCAGGUUCUGGAGAUCUCUAAAGCACCCAUCAUAUUCAGUCAUUCGUCUGCAUACAGCAUCUGUCAACACAAGAGAAAUGUUCCUGAUGAUGUUCUUCGAGAAGUGAAAAACAAGAAUGGGAUUGUCAUGAUCAAUUUUUAUAAUGAUUACGUCACCUGCCAGAAAGCAGCGAACCUCUCUCAUGUGGCUGAUCACUUUGACCACAUCAAGAAAGUGGCCGGCUCUAGUAUCAUUGGAUUCGGAGGAGAUUAUGAUGGCGUAUCACGUGUACCAGAUGGUUUGGAGGACGUGUCAAAGUAUCCUGACCUGGUAAUUGAACUUCUUAGGCGUGGUUGGACAGAUGAUGAGAUUAAAGACGCUCUGGGAAGAAACCUGCUGAGGGUGUUCAGAGAGGCUGAGAGGGUCAGAGACAGCCUUAAUGGUGUCACACCAGAUGAUGUACCCAUCCCUCUUAAAGAGGUCCAAAAUCCCUGCCGGACCAAUUAUGGUUAUCCAGAUAUCAUAAGUUCAGCAUGUACGCAGUCUUUAUAUCCACUAAUCUUAGCCCUGACACUGCUAACCAAGUUACUUGUGUGAUGGUCGGACUCCUAUAGUUGUUGUGGAGGGUGCCUGAAAAAGAUCUUUGAUAAAGAGUUCCCAAUAGAUGUUGUUUAUUCAUUCAGAUUAAAUGUUUUAUUAAUUAUUCAGAUUUUAUCCAGCCUAAAUCAAUUAAAGUAAAAAUCUGUAGGAUUUUCACCACUAGAGGUCACUAUUUUACAAUAACAAAGGCGAAGCUUAAAGACGUUAUGAAGGAGAGUGGAACGAUUAACGUUGUUUUCACCAUCCAGAGAUGUAUUGGAUUCGCUAUCAUGUUCAUUGAUGAGGUAAUAAAUUAAUGUUUUUUUUACCUGUACGUUUGAUCACAUUAUUUUAGGCCAUCAUAAUGAAAUAGCUGUAAGGCACAACAGCAGCAUGUUAGAUGCUGUAUAACCACCACUUGUCCCUUUAUAGAAAACUGAGGCGACAAUUACGAGGGAGACAAGGGAUGAGCCAUAAUUUAAAAUAGGAAUUUCUCUGGAUUAACAAAUCCUUGGGACUUUUUGGGAUAGGAACACAAAACCAUGAAAUAAAUCACACUGUGCAAUUGGUUUUUGCAUAUUUUAUUACAAAAAUCUUAAAUAUUGUGGUUUUAAUGUGUCGACUAUCGUCCGAUUCACGUGUAAGUAUGGAGCCCCUAAGGGGACAUGUAGCAAAAAUUCAAUUGCAUGUGAAUUGCAUGCACGUGCAUGUGAAACUAUCGCGUGCACACGUGAAACUAUCUUAGGAGCUUGGUAUGUAAGUGUGUAUUAGUUCAUGUUAAUGAUAUGCAAAAGGUAGAAACCCCAAAGUAAAUGACGCGAGUUAUCAUCUUAAAUCUCUUUUCUUGGACUACAAUAAACACACGGAUUGUAUCAGUUUACUUCCUGGACUUGGUGAUGUAGACAAUACCGACAUUUUCAUAAUUCCUCCCGCGUCAGACUUAAGUUAACUCCUUUUAGCAACCAAGUCUUUCAAACAUGGUAAGGAGCGUGAAAUUUCUGUCUGACGUCAGAGGUAUUCAGGCCAAUCACAACGUACAGAUUAGCUGGCCAAUCAGUGAGAGAAAUACAUGUAUGUGAAAAAUAAUGUGUUUUUAGCCAUAAACCACGCAAACACAUUGUAUUAUACCAAAUACACAAAAUAACGUUGUUUUAGCAAUGAAAUAGGUGCUCUUUAAAGAAAUACAGUUUUGGAAUAAAUACUGUACUGUAAGUUUUGUUUGGUAACCCAAAAUGUUCUUCAUGUUGUCAUAUCAUGACUUGGCACACUGACUAUAUCUUCAUUAUACCAUUAGACAGAAAUGUUUUUUCUAUGGCAUUGUGUUUAUUUUCAGUCUGGUAUCGGAAAUUAUCGGAAAUAUUCUUUCCGGUAGAAAAACUGGAAUUAUGACUUAAUGAAAUUUCCGAUAACACCUGAAGGCAACCAGUUAAAGUAGAGGGUGUGACCCAGAUGAAAGACAGAAGGAAACAGAAGCAACCUGCUCAACAAACACGAGACAUGAAACAGAAGAAAAUGUAUUUAGUUUUAACCUUCAGAUAUGUUAGAAUUUAAAUGUUGUUUUCCCACACUGCAAAUUUAUAUGUUUGAUAUAUCUUCAUAUAACCCUGUAUAUUCUUUAUUGUUCUCCUUGUAUGACUAACCCUUACAAAAAUUAACUAUAUGGUUUUACUACAGUUAAAACAAAAAAAAAAAAAACAUGGUAGGCCUACAACCAUGUUAACCACAAAUUAACCAUGGUUUUCAAAAAACAUAGUUAAACCAUGUAAAAUUUGUCUUAGCUUGCAUUUAAUAAGUUGAGAUUGAGUUUUGACAUUUCCCCCUGGCUAUGCACAAAAGCUGGACGUGGGCUGAUCUGUCUUGGUCAUGAAGUUCGACCAGACUUCCCUGUUCCAAUCUCCCCUUCCUUGUUUGCACCAAAGGGCAUGAUUAUUUAUGUAUCCGUAUCCAGACUUUCUUGCGAAGGGACCGAUCAUGCAACUGUUCUCCAGACAUGUUUGCUCAAUAGCUGCUCAUGCGAUUGUUUUAGACAUUAUCUAACGUCUAUCAGGUGACUAGUGCUCCCUUUCUGUACCCUAUACAGAAACAAGUCUGUCUAAUAAACUUUGGUCUAUGUUUGA